Asterias rubens (European starfish) is the source of this 2780-nucleotide messenger RNA. Its product is annotated as mitogen-activated protein kinase kinase kinase 20-like. Gene Ontology annotation, biological process: protein phosphorylation. The record is from RefSeq and is a predicted model, not a curated record. Lineage: Eukaryota; Metazoa; Echinodermata; Asteroidea; Forcipulatida; Asteriidae. The coding region runs from base 102 to 2681 and encodes 859 amino acids. The transcript has 16 exons. Gene Ontology annotation, molecular function: ATP binding; protein kinase activity; protein binding. Gene Ontology annotation, cellular component: cytoplasm.
GAUUCUGGAGGUCAAACACACUCUUUUCUGUGAUUCGCCAUCGACCUACCUGGAAACCCUGGACAGAUCCAUGGGUUUUGUGAUAUAGGAAUGUGAAAGCCAUGAUGCCAGACAUCAGCCAUGCCAGCUACCAACAGUGGUCACUGCAGCAAAUUGCAUUUGACGAUUUAACAUUUCAUGAAUGCAUUGGCGGAGGAACCUUCGGCAGUGUCUACAGGGCAACAUGGAUCUCCCAAGACAAAGAGGUGGCAGUCAAGAAAGUAUUGAACUUGGGAAAAGAGGCUGAGGUGCUGAGCUGUCUUAGUCAUCGGAGUAUUAUUGAGUUUUAUGGUGCGGUCAGUGAAGCUCCGAACUUCUGUCUUGUAACCGAAUAUGCCUCCCUUGGAUCUCUUUACUCACAUCUUGCUGACCCGGCCAACAUCGUGGACUUCAAACAAAUUCUUACCUGGGCACGUCACGUAGCGUUAGGUAUUAACUAUCUCCACAAUGAGGCCAAAGUUAAAGUCAUUCAUCGGGAUCUGAAAUCCAAGAAUUGUGUGAUAUGCGACGGCAUGAUUGUGAAGCUAGUUGAUUUUGGUGCAUCCCGUUUCCAUGGUAGCACAGCGAUGAUGACGAUGGCUGGAACGUUUCCUUGGAUGGCACCCGAGGUCAUCCUUGGGGAGCCGGUCUCGGAGAAAUGUGACACGUUCUCCUAUGGUGUGGUGCUGUGGGAACUUCUGACGAGGGAGGUGCCCUUUAAAGGUGUGGAUGGAAUCCAAGUUGCCUGGGCUGUAGUGGAAAAGAACGAAAGGUUAACAAUCCCUAGUACGUGUCCUGAGAAACUAGCCAACCUCAUACAGCCAUGCUGGGAGACAGACCCCAAGAAACGGCCCUCCUUCAAGGAGAUUCUCAAGACACUGGAUCGACUGAUUGAAGAUGAACCCUUAUCAGAAGAAACAGGCACAUUCCUGAAGCAAAAGGCACAAUGGAAAGGGGAAAUUGAGGAGACGAUGGCACGCAUCCAUCAGAUGGAGCGCUGCCUGAAGGAAAAAGAAAACAAACUGGACUCGCGGGAGAAUCACUUGCGGCACCUUGAGGACGCCCUGUAUGGACAGCUGGUGGUUCCGUUUGGUGCCGACGUCAAACAUGACGCUAAUUAUUGGAGUGAGCAAGAGGUGUACCUGUGGGUUUUGCAGCUCCAUGCCAAAGACAUGAGACGGAGUGACCUGGCCCAGUAUGCCCCCCUGAUGCUGGAGCAUAACAUCACCGGGCGUCGCUUGUUGCUCCUCUCCAUGGAUGACCUCCUCGCCCUCGGGAUCAAGUCCCUGGGUCAUCGGAAGGAUCUACAGAUGGAGAUUGAGGGGCUCCAGUUAGAGAACUACAGACUGCAGCAUUUCCCUCCUCUAUCUAGCUUGAAGAGUAUUCCAUUAUUGCCGAGUAAAGACACCACAGCAUUACCGGGAAAUCAGCCCAAGAAUCUUCACCUUACACUGGUGUUUGGGAAUCAUUGCCGACCCGGAUCAACACCUCAGGAAUUCAAGUGGAAGAUGUUCGUUGAGACAGACUGUGAAGACAGUUCAGUCAGGUGCAUUAAGGAGGUGGUUAUAUCUCAGAUAAAUGAACCAGGGAUUAAGGAGAGGUUAAGACAUCCACCUUAUGUCAUGACGAACUGGAGGGUAUGCAGGAGCGUGGGCGAGGUAGACGUGGAGUGCACCGUUACAUAUCGGGACUCUGUGAAGAAGCCCAAGUUCACACGCCACGUCCACCGAGUCCUACCGGGGGACAAGAAUCACCAGCUGACCGAGAAGAAGAUCAAGCUGACCGGGAGUCUCCCCAUCAGGGCUGGCAGUCCCCUCUUAUCCUCCUACGACUCCGGCAGUGAGAACACCACAGGGAGUGGAAGUCUAGGAACCCUUCAGGGUGCAUGGUCCACAAGGAAGCUACAGAAUAGUCUGGAUCCGGGACUUUAUGAGCAGAGAGAUAGGAAGCAAGGGAUAUGGUCCGGUGUGGUAUCUGGUAGUGUAACCCCAAUUAAGCCCUCGGCAAAGUCAAAAGAUUUUAGCUAUGCCCCUUCGUACAACCCUAACAGCCCCACUCUACAGUGGCCUGUCCGGAAGCACCCUUCCACAGGCACAUCUCCAUCGGUGCUACAGGGUUCCAAGUUGCCCCUGGCUAGCGUUGACACUCAUCCAUUGGGGGUGAAAGUGCAGAUUGAUUCAGACGGUGAUUCGUCAAAUGGAGGGUACAAGACGGCAAGUUCUACUCUGUCAACCCCAUCCCCCGGUGUGAGAGUUGGCAAAGAGGGCUGUCUCUCUGACAGUUAUGCCAAUGCCUGCAAGUCUAGCUUGAAUCGGCCCACGCCUCGUUCACCAGCAGCAAGUAACCAAGAAUGGCACCUACCAAGAUCCCAGUCGGACUCAAGUGGUUCUCUAGUCACCGGUACCCCUCCAAUUGGUUACCGACCCCGCCUCGCAACCAGCCCAUCCAGAGGAAGAUAUGCAUCCGGUAGUCGUGCAUACAGUGGAGGUCAUAGUUCGGUUCAUGCUGAUCCAAGGAGAGGUCACGAGGUCAAAGGCAGCAGUGGAGAUGAGGGUACCAGUCGAAGUAAUGUAAAUAGCAGGAGAGAUGGUUUGGUUAAUAGCCGAGGUCAUCGGGGGACCAGGCGAGGUCAGAGAAAGAGCUGGAGCGGUCAGAGUUCCUGAAAAAGUAAUGCAGUAUUAAAAUAAAGUCAUUUUGGUUUUACCCAUACACCGAUGUGUUAACCCUGUCUACUCGGUACUUUCCUGAGUUCCGUGAAAACA